AAGAGUAUUAGGGCCAUCAAGAGAAGAGACCUCUAUAUUCACUUCCUCUACAACCCACGUGCUUACUCAUCGCCAUUUCCUCCGAGCCGCUUCCUCAUUCCGGCUGAACUUCCUGUGCUCACUUUCACACACUUCUUUAUCUCCGCCACGGCAACACAGAACGCCUUGUGAAGAUCAAACAAUAAUAAUAAUAAAAAGAAGAGAAAUAAGUAGAAAUUUGUUUGUCCAUUCUCUCAAAGUGUCUUUUUUUGCGGUUGGCGGUUAAGGGCGUUUGCAUAAUCACAUUCUGAUGGUGUUGGAUAUUUUCAUAAAAUAACGGAUUUUCAUAUUCUGUACUCCAAACGCGAAGAGCUUAUGCUAAUUUGGAAAUGUACAGAAGGCGAAGUGAUUGAACUAACCUAUCUUGAUGAGAAUGCCCCCAUGACUGAUCCGUACGUCUAUGGAGUGUUCCCCAAGCCUCGAACCUGCCUACCUCAACCUUCCCGGUUGGCGAUGUGUGCCAGUAUAUGCCGUCCCUUUAUCGCCAACGUCCAGACUGUCGCCAACCGAAUCUUUACAACCACCGCUAGAAGCGCACAACUUACUUCCGCCCAAUAUACCUCAAGAUCCUCGUCAGUGGUCGAGGCAGCAUGUUGUUACAUGGCUCGAGUGGUGCGUAGAGAGUUUCUCAUUGCCCCCUCUGGACAUAGAUCAGUUCUAUAUGAACGGCCGAGGCUUAUGUCUUUUGAAGAAAAAUGAUCUGUGCGAAAGAGCUCCUCGAUGCGGGGAUGUUCUUUAUAACGCCCUCCAGAUAUUACUGCGUAGUAAAGAGACCACAGCAAACAACAAUGCUGCUAUUCCUCAAAACAUAUCUGCAUCUCUGCUGCAACAUGCUACUCAGGACAAAAGUGCCUUUCCUUCACGUAAUUCAUGGCCAAGGUCCAUCAGCAGCGAUUUUCAUAAUAUGGGCCAUGUCAUCCACGAGAGUGAACAUGCCCAAGUAGCAGUCACCCAUCUGAACGGUAGUGAUGUGGAUAGUACAACGGCCAGUAGCCCACCGCCUGCCAACGAAGAAACCGAAAGGAGCCCCGAGAGGGGAUUCUCUUCUGAAGCAGUAAACAUAACCACCACCAGUCAGUCUAUGGCAGCACCUCAAAUAAGACAGCUAUCUCAAUUCGGUGAUAAUGCAGUGGAAAAUUCUGCUGAAAAAAUAAAUGUUCGUCUUCUGUGGGACUUUCUACAACAGCUUUUGAAUGAUUCUCACCAGCGCUACAACUGUUGUAUAGUUUGGAAAGACAAAGCGCGUGGUAUAUUUAAGAUAACAGAUCCUCAUCGCCUGGCAGCUCUCUGGGGGAAACAGAAGAAUCAUUUGAAUAUGAACUUUGAUAAAAUGUCACGGGCUCUUCGUUAUUAUUACAGAGUUAGGAUUUUACAAAAAGAACCAGGAGAAAGACACUGCUACAGGUUUCUCAGGCAUCCAAAUGAGCUGCGUCAUUGCAAACAGAGAGCACUCCUUUCCAGAGAUUCCGAAAAUGGUUCUCAGAAUGGAAUCCAACCUGAAUGCACCGAUAUUGAGGCAGCUUUAGAUAUGAGUAUAAAAGAAGAAGGCUCUUCGCCAGGUGACACAGAAUGAACUGCAUAUAUCCAAACAUGUUACAUCUAAAAUUUAGAUAUUUCUUUUCCAGGUUAUCAAAAUUGAACUGUUAUUUCUGUCACAGUGACAGAGACACAAUGCUGAGAAUAUGAAUAUUUUAAAUGGUGUUUUUAAUAAUGUACAUAUUUAAAAAUGGACUGCUACUUUUUACUUGAUAAAAAUUUUAGUUAUUGAUGACAAUUUAAAUGUGACUGAUUACAAAAUGCAGUGCUAUUUACGCAUUAGCACAACCACCUUUGUGCAGUUUAGUGAUUUAUUAUAAAAGAACAAUUUAUAAUUGCAAAAAACUAUUUAUUACAUAUAUAUUUUACUUUUAAUUACAUAUUUAUCCUGAAAAACUAAUCAAUAAGCCUCCUGAAAAACCAUUCUGUAAGCCUACUUACUCAGCUUGUUUAUUACAUACAUAUUUUACAUUUAAUUACAUAUUUAUCCUGAAAAACCAAUCAAUAAGCCUCCUGAAAAACCAUUCUGUAAGCUUACUUACUCAGCUUGUUUCUUUUGUUCUAGUGGAAAUUUCACAGUGAUCGUAAAAGAAUAGAUUCAAAGCAGUUGUUAACUUUCGUGAAUUUGGUGCAAAUAUACCGAUUUCCUGCAGAAAUUUUAAUGCAAUUACUUAUAUUGCAAGCAAAUCCUACAAGCAUGUAUUUUGAAAUAGUGUUAAGACAAAAAGUAUCAUUUACCCAUAAAAAUUGUAAGAACUACGAAUGCAAAAAGAGUGCAUGUAAAAAUAGAGACAGUUUCUUAAAACUGAAGAAUUGUUAUGUGCAAGAUUUUUCAAAAUCUGAUGCAUUCUAAAAAUUUAAUGAUAUUUUACUUAUGGUUGUGUUAAAAUGUAAGUAUCAAGAUAGUUUUUAGUACUGUUUUUAUAUUAUAUUGUUUUUCAUAUAUUAAACUGUUAUAUUUAUAAAACAAUACCCAGCUAUGAAUAAUCAGGAAAAGGAGAAACUGAAAUGCCCCACAAUGUAAUUCAUGACUAAUGUAUUACAUAAUAAAAACUGCAUAGAUCUAGGGGGAAAAAAGGCAAUUAUUACACAUCUUAUGUCUUUUAGCCAAAAGUUAUGCUUCAGUGAUUAGUUAUUUACAAUAAAACAAUAUUUUCUUAAAAUAAUGUUUAAUGAAUGCAAUUUAAGUCAGAAAAUACGGUGAAUUUAUUAUAUAUUUUUGACUAAACACACAGUCAAGAAAUAUUAUAAUUAAUUAGGCUUAAACUUAUUGCAACUUGUACGCUAUCAACUUUCUACUGAUUAUUUUUUGAGAUAUUUAUUUCAGUGAUCUCAAACCAUAUAUUGAUAUUUUAGAGCUGUGAGCAACUAUUUUUAUUUAAAUUUCAGUAUAAAAUUAUUUGGUUGUGAUGUAUAUUUUGUUGAAACAACAAUGAAAUUACACAUUUUUUCUAUGGUUGAGCAAUUUGAUUUCUUGAACACUGUUGUAUAAAAGAUAUAUAUAUUUUUCAGUUCAUGUGAACUUCAAAUUACACUUUUAUUGUUAUAUGAAUUUUACACAAUUAUCUUUUAUUUUUCUGUUGGUGAUAAAAUUGAUUUAAUUAUCAAUGAAGAAAAUGGUUAAAUUAUUUAUAAUCAUUAUUCUUUUCACUGCUUUAUUUUUUCAUUUGAUGAAAAAAAGAUGGAGGUAAUAAUGUUAUUAUUCCUUUUUAUUGAUUAUUAAAAAGUUUAUAACCUUUUUCCCUCUCCCUCCAUUUUCAGUAUAAUUAAAACAUUUGUUAAUUGUAGCAUGUGAUAGAUACUUCUAAGAAUUAUUAUUUUUACACAUGUUAAAUAUAAAACUGAAUUUCUAAUCAAAUUAAAAUUGGUGUAAAGUAUUAUCAUCAAAUUAGGCAAACUAGAUCUCCAUGAGUGAUAUCUUUACUAGGCUUUUAUUUUGACUAAAUUUUUAUAAAAAAUAUUUAAUAUUAUGUUGUAAUAACAUUUUUGUCAUUAUCGCUUAAUACAUUCUGCUGCAAAAAUAUGUGCAGUUCAUUAAGUAGUUACUUUGUAAAUUUCUAGCAAUACUGAGAUUUUAAAAAAGCAAAACUUAUUUCUUAGGUUUAGCUUCAUUAAAAGGCUAAAUAUUAAUAACGCCACCAAUUUUAAUGGGCAUACACAAAU
Stegodyphus dumicola is the source of this 3738-nucleotide messenger RNA. Its product is annotated as ets DNA-binding protein pokkuri-like. Gene Ontology annotation, molecular function: sequence-specific DNA binding; DNA-binding transcription factor activity, RNA polymerase II-specific. NCBI's taxonomy places the organism in Eukaryota, Metazoa, Arthropoda, Arachnida, Araneae, Eresidae. Gene Ontology annotation, cellular component: nucleus. Gene Ontology annotation, biological process: regulation of transcription by RNA polymerase II; cell differentiation. The record is from RefSeq and is a predicted model, not a curated record.